Messenger RNA from Cyclocybe aegerita, 339 nucleotides. Lineage: Eukaryota; Fungi; Basidiomycota; Agaricomycetes; Agaricales; Hemipholiotaceae. The record is from the annotation of a GenBank genome assembly.
AUGGCACCCGCAGCGACGAAAAACACCACAACUACCACAAAACCAAUGGUGUCUCGCUCCUCGACAAGGAUCAGCAGGCAGACACCUGCAUCUACACAAGGUGAGUCGCCAGCUCCACUGCCCAUGACUGAUGAGUCUGGCAAUGGAGAGGAUAGGGCACACUCUCUGCGAUCGAGGGUUGAGAGAGACUUGGAGGAUAAAGAGGAAUCCGAGCGGGGCAAUGAUUCGACCCCAGUGCAGAGCCAAUGCCACCCUGCAGCUGUCCCUAAGGUUGGCAAUGGGAGCAACAUUGCUGGCCCAAUCGGACCCGAGACCGCCUCUCAGCUGAGCUUAACAUGA